AUGGAUGAUAAACAUUCCGUUCAAGGAAGUGACCCUUCUGAUUUAGACAUUGAUAAAGACAGUAGAUCAAUAUCUCCACUUUCUCCUACAAGCUCUUUUGAAACAUACAAAAAUAAUGAUGCUCCAAUAACUGCCAUUCAAACAGAUAUAACAAACACUGUACUUAUCACUAGCGCUGAAAAGCAUCCACAAAGCUUAUUAACACAUCCAGUAUAUCCUGUAACAGUUCCACCAUUUGUUCUUGAUGAAAUCUACACAGAUUUAGAGAAACAGUCUAGUAACUUCUCAUGCCAAACCGAUCUACAUACUGAAAAUAUAUCAGAAAGUGACUUGAAAUGGUCAAAAUUAGCGCAUAAUGUGGGAACAAAUACUAAUUAUUUUCCGAGUAAAUUGGUUCCUAUUUUUGACAAGAAACAGGUUGGUAUCAAAGAUAAUUAUUCUAUAAUCAGUAAUAAUAGCAGAAAAACUGUUAAUUCCUCCAAAUUUUCAAUAGAUGAUAUAUUUGAUGCCGCAGAAAAGGAAAAAAUACGAAAUGAAAUAUUAUGUGAUUUGGAUUCUGAUUGGAAGGGUGAUCAAAGGUUAGAAAAAAUAUUAAGAUUUAAGAAUUCAAAUUAUAAUUUUAACAAUAAAGACGAGGAAAAAAAAUGGAAGGAAUAUUUACCAAGAUUAUUUGAACAAGUAUAUAAAUCCGAUGAUCAACAAGAACAAGGAACUGAAGGAGAUACCACUCACUUGAAAAAUCAGGAUGGGAUGAGAUCACAGUUAGAAUAUGAAACGGAAAAAUGGAGAAAAUAUUUUGAUCAAAAAGUGGUUAAAUGGAAACCACAUAUCAGUAAUUUUAUUGAUAAUAGCAGAAUUCUUCCAUUAGCAUUUAGAAUUAUUAUUCUCAUAUUAUCCCUAAUAUCUCUAGGACUCUCUGUAAGAAUAUUUCAAAAUUCUAGAGACUAUGCUAAUGAAACACUAGACUCAAUUCCACAACAACCGAGUACCAUAAUGGCUAUAUGUGUUAACGCAAUUGCAUCAAUAUACACGGCGUAUAUAGCACAUGAUGAAUUUAAAAGUGCCCCCAUUGGCCUAAGAAAUAUAUCUGACAAGAUGAAGCUGAUUUGUCUUGACCUAAUUUUUGUCAUUUUUUCAAGUGCUAAUCUAGCAUUAGCCUUCAAUACAAGAUACGAUACUAGAUGGGUUUGUAGUGAUACUUAUCCUUUAAAUGUGAAUGGCCAAAUUACAAAAGUAUACCCUUUGGUCCCAUAUAUUUGCAGAAAACAAAAAGCAUUAUCUGCAUUUUUAUUCAUCCUACUAUUCACUUGGAUACUUUGUGUCAUAUUCAGCAUGAUAAGAAUCAUUAGACGCACAGUCCCCAAAUGA
Molecule: messenger RNA, 1368 nt
Organism: Arxiozyma heterogenica
Lineage: Eukaryota; Fungi; Ascomycota; Saccharomycetes; Saccharomycetales; Saccharomycetaceae
Gene: SRF1
Product: phospholipase D regulator
Exons: 2
Coding region: 1-1368 (455 amino acids)
Biological process (GO): positive regulation of catalytic activity
Cellular component (GO): cell periphery; fungal-type vacuole
Source: RefSeq, a predicted model, not a curated record